Bactrocera tryoni is the source of this 5579-nucleotide messenger RNA. RefSeq lists its product as uncharacterized. The transcript has 7 exons. The record is from RefSeq and is a predicted model, not a curated record. Bases 400 to 4335 code for a protein of 1311 amino acids. NCBI's taxonomy places the organism in Eukaryota, Metazoa, Arthropoda, Insecta, Diptera, Tephritidae.
UGCGUGCCUGGUUCGUCACGGCUGCUCCCAUAGAGUCAUUGUUACGACUUGGGAACACGUUCGAAAGCCAGUAAAAUAAAUUGUUGUGUGGUUUUAAUGAAAGGGUCAAACCGGUUUAAUGCCACAAUGGACGCAAACAACCGUGUGGGAGCAUGCUAGUGGCAGAGCAACGUAAGAUCAACAAACAUUUUAGAAUUGGAGUAUUGAGUGCAGGAGUGCAAUGAAAUUAUAAUUACGUGCAUAUAACGCAUACGUCCGAAUUGUGAAUUUGUGUUCUUCUGAAAGUUAUGUGGUGAAUACAUAAGUGCGCUUCUUUUAGUUUUGCCAAUUGAAGCGAGAUAUUCGGUCGCCAAUUAUAGAAUACGAGUAUGAUAACCAAAGGCUCCUAUAGUACAAAACAUGGCUUCUAAUGAUUUAAAUUCAAACUCAGCGAAUCAACAACACCGACCAAUCGAUGAAUUAGACUUGGAGUUGCGACAACAUGCGUCCACCAGUCAUUCUUACCCGUCGAAUUUCGUAAACGCAUCCAAUCAUCACCUUUCCAGUGGCAGCUUGGCAGAAAAUAGCGCAUCCUCAGUGGGCACGCAACAGCAUCAAUAUCAUUACAUACAAUAUCCGCCAUAUUACUAUCACAUAGGUGGACAGGCGUAUCGAUCGCAGCAGCAACAGCAACAACAACAGGCACAAUUUUUGCAUGCGCAACAACUGACUGGACUACCGGAAGUCACCUGUCAUUGUCAUUGCUCGUGCGGUGCCCAGCAGCAACAACAACAAUUGUGGAAUCAAAGGCAAUAUCAGCAGCAAAAUAUUUCGGCCUCGACGGCUACGAUUGGCCAGCGGCAAAAUGAGGAGGACUCCAGUAAAAUUGUGGUGCAGGUGCAUUGUCAAUCAAAUGAUGACGCGGAUUGUGAACGCGAUCGCGAACGCAACACGCAGCCACCCACCAAAGCGCAAUCGGAGCAAUCGUUAUUAAAUCACUCAUACCAAACAUUGCAACUGCAAUCGGGUACGGAGGAGAAACCCUUGAAUGUGCUGCAUAACUCCCAGUUAAAUAUCAGCUGUGAUUGUGAUUUAGAAUGUACUUGUGGCGCGGAAAGACUGCGGGGGACCGCCGGCGAAGCUGCCGCUGUGCAUACUAAAACGGCUGCGAGCGAUGACAAUUUGGACACAGAUGUUUUAGAUAAUCCCUCGCCAUUGAAAAAUCACAAGCAAUGCCAGUUGGAAGCCAUGCUAGGUGCUGAUGAAAUCACAGUCAGUGAGUCGGACAACAAUAGUACCAUGAUUAAGAAGAAGAAGAAGACGGGUGGUGCUUGCAAGCACGCCAGCAACGAGAUGAACUCUUGGUGCCAUAUGCAAGACCAGAAUUCAGCACUGGCGACUGAUAAAAGCUGUGAUUGCCAUUAUAAUUCUAGCCAUAUAGAAAUCUACAGCGAUGGUGAUAGCAAAGUGGGCCAUGACUCUAUUGAUGAUCAGCGGCCACCGCUGCCUCCGCGUCCGCCACCUCCUCCUCGAUUGCGUAAUGCAACAAUAACGGGAAAUGGCCCUCAUCGUCAUGGUCCGGGUAUAAAGAAAUACGUUGUAUGGUGCCUCAUCUGCGGUGGCUUUUCGUGCCUUCUAGGCAUUUUAUUUCUAGGUGUUUACUUCCUAUUGCACUCGUACACCAUUACCGUUGGAAAUUUCGAAACGGUACCCACUUUUGUGCCAGCAACAAUGUUGAUCUUAACUGGAGUCUGCAUAAUAUGCUUGGCGCGCCGGCGGAAUCGAUACAGUUAUUUGAUUAAACUUUCCGGUGUUUGUGGACUAAUAUCUGCGUUGACAUGUGCGCUUGUGACCGUCACAACAACCGUCCUGCACAUGAGCCGUUUGCAGGCUCUGCGUGAGUGCGAAUAUGCACAAAAGACACGAACUUGCACUUGUUAUUCCGAUAUGAUCGAGUCCCAAGUGGAUCGUGUGGACAAAGAAGGUGUUCGCCUAGUGUUUGAUUCACUGUCUGAUUGUGGAGUAGUACAUGGCUCCCUCUAUUCUUGCUUACGCGCUAUAUUUGGGCUUUCUGUAGCAGGCGUCUUGGUUGCCGUGUUUAGUUGUAUGCUCGUCUAUCAGCUACUCAGUCACGAGCGGAAAAAGAUGUAUUGGGAGCAAUUGGAGUUGCGUUGCCGCUCGCUAUAUACCAGCCAACAAGGUCCACCGCCAAAUAUGGCCGCUAUGGGCGGUGGUCGCGGACCGGUUUGUCGCUGUUGUGAACAAUGUCAUCUGCAUCGGCAAGUACCGCUACCAGCAACAGCAUAUCCUUGGGAUGAUAACGGCGAACCACGGUUCUGGACGGGACAACCGCCAGGCAAUUUUUACUCACCAAAUCCGGGUGGCGAUGAUUUGCAUAUGGGCAAUUCAGGCACAACAUGCCGGGGUCAUGGCGGUGCCACUGGCGCACGUAGUCGCACGACUGGUUGGAGUUGGCCACGUAUGCCUUGGCAAAGAAAUUCUCCAGUGCCCAAUGCAAGGCAGUUUCGUCAAACACCGUCAAGCCCAGAUUCACAGUAUGGUUUCACAAAUAAUGCACCCGUGGUCACGGAUAAUAUGAUGACUGAAUCCGAUGCUGCACAAGGCGUGGCGCAUAAUACAACGGCGCCGGCCUUUAAUGUUGUUGGUGGGGCAUUGCCUUACGGUGUUUGGGGUCCACCACCCCCGUACAGUGAUCCUAAUAGUCCCGCACGUCGUGGUUACUAUCAAUACAUACAACCGAAUCCGUGUGGCAAUAAUAUAACUAUUGCCAACAAUAUCAAUCACAGUAAUAGCAAUAUGUCCGCUGAAAAUAUCGUUGGUGAGUCUACUGAACAGCGCAUGCCUUGCCUAAAUCAUCGUUCAGUUUUCUUGGAACAACAACCACAUCAAGUUAACAAUGUCAACAAUUGCUGUCCAUCCGCCAGUAUGCGUCGUAAUUUGGCAAAACGUCGUACAACCGGCGGUGCCGGUGGCGGUAGUGGCAGCGGUGGUGAAGAUAAUAUGAAGUCAAAGUCAGGUGGUGGUGAAUAUGAGAAUACCCCUUCAGAAAGUGACGGAUGCAACAUGCGAGAUCGCUUUUCCAAUACUUUGCCCACACGAAAGGUCAAAAAACGAAAUGACAAUAAUGCCAAAGCCAACAUCAUUGGUAAUGCAAAUCCUCAGCCAGCUCCACGACUUGCCUUGCAACAGGCCAACUCUAAUAACGACACAAGCUGUGCUAACGAGGUGUCAGAGUCAACUCUUGGCGAUAAUGAAUGCAUGGAGGAGAUCAAUGCCAGUUUGUGUAAUGAAGAGAUCAAUAUGACUACGCCAGGUGGUCGUACAUCCACACGUGUCAGCACCAGAGCAACUCUGCGUCGUAAUUGUGGAAUUGAAAACAAUGGUUUCCAAUCGAAUAGUGAGGUAGGCGCUGUAACCCAACCCAUGGCCGCUGGAGAGUCUGAUGCACUUGUGAUAGCUGCAGAUAUGCAUGCUACCGGUGAUCCCGCCGAGUCAGAAGUGUACUUUGCCGACGUUAGCAGUUGUUGCAAUAUGUCGCUAAAAAACGAUAACUACUAUGAUGAGGCGCACCAGACUACCCAUCACCAUCAGCAUCAGAACAGCAAUUGUAGUCAAAAUAGUAGUAGUACCAAUGAGGAUUAUCUGGCACAACGUUUUGGUCAACGCGAAAAUUCGAUACGGAGUCGUCUUCCAUUUCCACAGACGCGUAGCAAUGACUACGAGGAAAACUUGAAUACACACAAUACAAAAGACAUUAGCGGCAAUGUUACACCAGUUAACCAAAUGCAAAAAGAAAUUUCACGCCAAAGCAUGUGUUCCGUUGAGUCCGAAGCUCAGACUGAAUGCACCGACUUAUCGCCGGCCACACCGUGUAGCAAUAAGUUUGGUCAAACUAAUUUUGAAGGCGGUAAAAUCAAACCCAAUAAUGAUGGUAGUGAAAAUGCGCUGCAACCACGCACAACUGGUGUACCGUUGCCCAACUUCGUAGCGAAGUUUCCUUACUCUUCGGAAUCACAAAGUUUGGAAGCACAUCGACGCUCUACAAAAGACAUACACGAUCUGAUACUCUCAUCGGAGGCACACUACGAAGUGAUUAAUGACAAUCCGCAACCGACGCUGCCUUGUCAAUUCACCGCACAACAGCAAAAUACGCGUAUUAACAAACCGCAGGCACAGCGUCCCACAAAUCUUUCGGCUAGCAAAACAAAAACGAAACAUGGCAUCAAAACACGCGACCGCAUAGAAGUAAAUGUGCACCCAAAUGAACGAGACUGGAGCAAGGGGCCAGGUUUAGGUGGCGGUGGUUGUGGCAAUAACGAACGGAAAUGCUUGUGAGAAGAAGUUUUCGUAUAAAACGAGGUUUAGCAAAGUAUGUGUAUAAUAAGAUUAUAUCUGAAAGCUGAAAAUGUUUCUUGAAUUUUGUGAGAACAAAAGGUGCAUGUAAUUGCUAUUAUAUAUACUUCAGAGAAUGAUAUAGAAUAUACAUAUGUAAACAUAACAUUUUUGAAACUCAUCUGCUCUACAGCUUUAAAAUUAUCCAUUAUUUACUGUAUGAAGAGAUGAUGUGAGAUAAAAGCUGAAAUCUAUUAAAAGCGCGGGGUUUCUUUGCUUAAACAUAAGAAUUGUGAAUAUUUAAAAUAAUUGCCAAGAAAAUAUAUUUAAUUUUUUGAUUAGGAAAUGUUCGAUUUUAGGUCAUAAAAGGCAAUUUUUCGCAUAAAUGUUUAGUGUGCAUGUCAGAAAUUCAAACCACACUUACAAGGUGCAUAAGAAGUUGUAAGUUAAAAAGUUGUUCAGUUAUUCCUUUCGUAAGCUAAAAAUGGAAAACUUAAAGUUCUCUCGGCCAAAAUUAUGCCAUUGUGUUGAGUUUUUUCUUGUUAUGUACAUACUUAUCUACUGAUUUUUUUUUUAACUGGUGAAUUCAUACCCGGAACAACGAAUGAAAAAAUCGAAAAUUCCAUUGGACUUAAUAAAUUGAUUUUAUAGGUCAGUAAAAACGUAUUUUAAUAAAGGAUCACUGAUGAUUUUCUAGAAUACACAUCAUUCAGAUUUUCUCAUUCCAUUGAAAUAUAUAUUUAAAUAUUUGAAAAGCUAUUUCAAUUGAUUUUUUAGAACACGAGCACUUCCAAGUAGAGCAUUAUUUUGUUAACUCUCCCGUUCGUUAUUGGCGUCCAUUACACGAUCACUUCAGCCGUCCAUCAGCUCCCAACGUUUCAGUGCUAAACUUGCCAUAUAAAGAUAACUGUUUAAUGGUCUCAAAUGCUCAUAAACGUAUUAAUAUUUGUAAAGUAUAUACAUACCAUAUGCUAUACAUAAUAAUUAUAUACUCGUACCAGCCACAAAACAUACUAAUAUUUAUUUAAUUUUUGAUUUUCGAAAAAUCUAUACUCGCAUAUAUACAUUAAUACACAUAUCGUCACAUAAGAUGCAAAACAAAGUCUCAUCAAAAAAUUCGAAAUUUAGUUUUUUAUUGCUUACGAUUCAACUUUUAAGCUUCCGCUGCCCAAUAUACCCAAUAUAUAACCAUUUUGUAACCAAAAUACACAUUUUGUUUGGUUUGGUUUCUAUUAUAUCGUUUUUCC